GCCGCCUCGGGAAGCAGAGGAGUGGCCGGAGAGCGGUGCAGGAUGGAGGGUGGUGAGCAGCUCCUCCCCAAGGGUUUCCCCAAGCUGAAGAACGACAUGUUCCUGCGGGCAGCGCGUGGGGAGGAGACGGAACACACCCCGGUGUGGUGCAUGCGGCAGGCAGGGCGCUACCUGCCCGAGUUUCGGGAGACCAGGGCAGGGCAGGAUUUCUUUGCCACUUGCCGGAGCCCCAAAUUGUGCUGUGAGCUGACGCUGCAGCCACUCAGACGAUUCCCCCUGGAUGCUGCCAUCAUCUUCUCUGACAUCUUGGUGGUGCCUCAGGCACUGGGCAUGGAGGUUGUCAUGGUUCCUGGGAAAGGACCCACGUUCACAGAGCCCCUGAAGGAGGUGGAGGAUCUGCUGAAACUACGACAGAAGGUGGACGUGACAGCAGAGCUGGGUUACGUUUUCCAGGCCAUCACGUUGACACGACACAAGCUGGAGGGCAGGGUGCCCCUCAUCGGCUUCUCUGGGGCACCUUGGACACUCAUGUCCUACAUGAUUGAAGGUGGUGGCUCCACUACAAUGGCCAAGGCCAAGAGCUGGCUCUACCGUCACCCUGAGGCAAGCCACCGACUGCUGCAGCUGCUGGCCGACGUCAUCACUGACUACCUCGUGGGGCAGGUGGCUGCUGGAGCGCAGGCGCUCCAGCUGUUUGAGUCCCACGCAGGGCACCUGGGCCCGGAGCAGUUUCAGGACUUCGCGCUGCCCUACAUCCGAGACAUCGCCCAGGCUGUCAAGAGCAGGCUGAAGGAGGAGGCGCUGCCCCUGGUGCCCAUGAUCGUCUUUGCGAAGGAUGCGCACUACGCGCUGCGUGACCUGGCCCGUGCAGGUUAUGAGGUGGUCGGUCUUGACUGGACCAUCCGGCCCCAGGAAGCUCGUGCACAGACAGGGAAAGACAUCACCCUGCAAGGGAACCUGGAUCCUUGUGCUCUCUACGCACCCAAGGAGAAGAUCGGCGAGCUGGUGAAGAAGAUGCUAGAAGGUUUUGGGACCCAACGCUACAUCGCCAACCUGGGCCACGGCCUUUACCCUGACAUGAGCCCUGAGCAUGUGGGUGCCUUCGUGGAGGCUGUGCAUGCUCAUUCCCGCCACAUCAACAAGCACAGCUGAGCCUGGGGGGCUUGGGGCCAGGACUCCAGUUUGGGCAGUCACCCUAAAUAGUGUUGUCACAGGGCCUGCUUCAGGCUGGGCUGCAGCAUUAAACCAGCACCUUCUC
Molecule: messenger RNA, 1258 nt
Organism: Athene cunicularia (burrowing owl)
Lineage: Eukaryota; Metazoa; Chordata; Aves; Strigiformes; Strigidae
Gene: UROD
Product: uroporphyrinogen decarboxylase
Exons: 10
Coding region: 43-1152 (369 amino acids)
Biological process (GO): heme biosynthetic process
Cellular component (GO): cytosol
Molecular function (GO): uroporphyrinogen decarboxylase activity
Source: RefSeq, a predicted model, not a curated record